GGCCUGGCCCGUUUGCUGCGGGCCCUUUAAGAGUGGAACGGGGCGCGCCCGCGCGGAUACAGUGUAGCCCUCGCCGGGAGCGCCUUAAAGGGGCCGCCGCAGCUGGACGGGCCGCCGCGGACUGAGCCAGAGGCGCCCCCAGCCAUGCGGGGCGGGGAAUGGAGCCGGCGGAGCUCGACGUGCUGGGGCUGCGGGAGCAGCUGUUCCACGAGCGGGUGCGGGAGUGCCUGAUCUGCACGCUGCUCUUCGCCAGCCUCUAUAUCCUGAGCCACUUCGUCAUAACCUGCUUCAAGAAACACGCGGAUUUUGCCACAGUUGAAGAUGAUGAGGAUGCUGCUGUCGACAGAAUUGCGCUGUCGAUGUGCACCUUCACGCUGGCCGUCUCGCUGGGCGCCGUGCUGCUGCUUCCCUUCUCCAUCCUCACCAACGAGGUGCUGCUGCUCUUCCCGCACAGCUACUACGUCCAGUGGCUGAACGGCUCGCUGAUCCACGGCCUCUGGAAUCUGGUCUUCCUCUUCUCCAACCUCUCCCUGGUCUUCCUCAUGCCCUUCGCCUAUUUCUUCACUGAGGCCGAGGGCUUCGCGGGAUCCAAGAAGGGCAUCCUGGCCCGAGUCUACGAGACCUUCGUGGUGCUGCUGCUGCUAACCCUGUUGGUGCUGGGGAUGGUCUGGGUGGCCUCUGCCAUCGUGGACGAGGACACGGGCAGCCGGGAAUCCCUCUACGACCUGUGGGAAUACUACCUCCCCUACCUCUACUCCUGUAUCUCGCUCUUUGGGGUGCUGCUGCUGCUGUUGUGCACGCCUGUCGGCCUCUCCCGCAUGUUCACCGUCACCGGGAAGCUGCUGGUCAAGCCCAGGCUGCUGGAGGAUCUGGAUGAGCAGCUGAACUGCACAAGGUUUGAGGAAGCUGCCCUCUCCCACAAGAUCUCUGCCAGUCCCACCUCCUGCUGGCUGAACCUGAGUGCGGCUGUGCUCCAGGAGCAGUUCCUGGCCAUCCAGAGCCGGAGACUGGCGCUGGAGCUGCGGCGCUGUGCCUCGCCCUGGCAGCGGAACUUGGGCUACCCUCUGGCCAUGCUGUGCCUCCUGGCGCUGACGGGCAUCUCUGUGCUCGUCGUCUGUUUUCACACGCUGGAGCUGCUGCUGGAUGAUGCUGCGAUGCCGCGGGGGAUUCAGGACGCACCCCUGGGGCAGGUCUCCUUCUCCAUCUUUGGGUCCUUCGGCGCCGCCCUGCAGGUGGUUCUCAUCUUCUAUCUGAUGGUCUCCUCUGUCGUGGGCUUCUACAGCUCCCCCCUGUUCAUGAGGCUGCUCCCCGUGAGGCAGGAUACCCCCAUGACCAAGAUCAUUGGGAACUGUGUGUCCCUGCUGGUCCUCAGCUCCGCGCUGCCCAUCUUCUCCAGGAUGCUGGGAAUCACGCGGUUUGACCUCCUGGGCGACUUUGGUAGGUUUAACUGGCUGGGCAAUUUCUACAUUGUUUUCCUCUACAACAUGCUCUUCGCUGCCCUCACCACACUAUGCCUGGUGAAGAAGUUUACGUGGGCCAUGCGGGCUGAGCUCAUCCGAGCCUUCGGUUUGCACAAGCUGCCCCUACCCGUGACGCGCACCCGCCAGCCCAGCAAGCUCUGCUAGGACGAGUCUGGCGCCAGCCAACCACUGGGAAAUGGGGGGCUGCUGCAGCCCCUCCAGGCCAUGGGGCGGGGGGGCAGCCCCCACCCCCACUCGAUGGAUUUAGUUGUCUCCUGCAUUCUAAGCCGAAGGACCAUGGACCCUGCAGAAGGGGCGGGGCUGGCUGACUCCGCCCUCAUCUGCUUCUGCCCAAUGGGCUGCUGGCGAGAAGGGGCCUGCAUCCUCCUGUGGUGCUGAUGCUGCACUGGGAUGGGGGGAAUCGAGGGGGGGCCCCCCACAUUCGAUCCCUGGUGGGGGGAGACAGGAGAAUUCUCUGCUGGGAUAGCUGCUGAGCCACCCCCCCCCCCAGUCCUCCCCACUCUGCUGCAGCCUCCUGGGGGGUGGCAGCUCCAGGCACCCUGCAGGAAGAUGUAGGGGAUUAUAAUGGGAUCUGAUGGGCAGCAGGGGCUGCUGUGGGGAGCGGGGCAGGGCCCUGGCUGGGGGGGGGCAGCUCCCAGCGAGUCCAGUUCCAGCCUCUCCCAGCAGGGGGAGCGGGGGUUUAGCAGGUGCAGAAGCUGCCUCACUAGAAUUGUUGCCCGGGGGCUCGGCGCGCCCCCCUCACCCCGUGCAGACCCCCCCCCGCAGCCACGGCUACAUACCUCACUCAAGCACACUAGGUGGCCACGGGCUGUGCGUUCGUCUGCUUCGCUGGCUGCGUUUUUUCUGUCUGGGCAUUUUUUAUUUAUUUAUUUUUUUUUUUUGAACAGCUGCUGCCCUGAUGUUUUAUGGGUGAAAUAUCUCCCCUCUCUCCCCCCCUGCUCCGAGACCCUCCCCUCGCCCAGUGAGCUCAGCCUCUCCCUGCUGUGUCUGUCUGCCCCCCUCAGCCCCAGGAUGCUGCUGUCUCUCUGACACUAAGUGACUUAGGACUGGCCUUCAACUGAGCGGGGCUCCCGGGUGGGGCAGGGAGCCAGGGAGGAGUGGGUGGGGGUGUGGGAGGCUCAUCAUUCAAACACCUGGGGCUUUCUCUUUCUCACCCGGGGUUGUAGGGGGAGGAGCUCUGGCUACAAACACCCCUUAUCCAGCAUGGGUCAGGCUGGUGCCUGAUUCUGCCUCUGUGAGGGGGGAGUUGGGUGGAAUGUAUCUGUGUGGGGGGGGGAGGCUGUAAAUGUCAAUACCCCCCCCCCCGGCAUUAGCAUUGGGGUCAGGGGACAGAGCUGAAAGGGGUGUGGGCCUGGAUCUCCAGUCCUUCCAGCUGUGUCCCCUGCCCCCGCUCCUGUUCCUGCUCUGGAGCAUGGGAGCCCAGGGCAAGCUUUGCUUUGUCUAAUGAGUGUGUCAGGUCUCUGCGCUGUCAGCUGAUAGCUGAUCUGCCUUGUCACUAUCAGCUGCUGUGUGGUUGUUUUUUUUAUUUAAAUAAUAAAAAGUGUCUUUUAAUA
Messenger RNA from Dermochelys coriacea (leatherback sea turtle), 3034 nucleotides. It is a transcript of the gene LMBR1L, whose product is annotated as limb development membrane protein 1 like. Gene Ontology annotation, biological process: signal transduction; receptor-mediated endocytosis. Bases 159 to 1625 code for a protein of 488 amino acids. Gene Ontology annotation, molecular function: transmembrane signaling receptor activity. The record is from RefSeq and is a predicted model, not a curated record. The transcript has 17 exons. NCBI's taxonomy places the organism in Eukaryota, Metazoa, Chordata, Testudines, Dermochelyidae.